GCAGCCACCAGAGGGCGAGAUGAUCGUUCGCGACUUGGCCUCAUACCACCAUGUCGAUCGUCUCUGCACCCGCAUCACUAUGGCAGCUUUACGUUGAACAUCUGUGGAACUACACGCCUGGCUCGUGGGUCGACAGCGCAGCAUGGACGUUUCGCAUGCUGGCCUUCCUAUCUAUCCUGCCGUUCGCGAUCCUGACUCUAUUGGAUGUAACUUCAUAUGUGAUAGCUCGGACCCUUGGUGUCAUCGAUGAUACGAAGGCUUCCACGAGUGAGACGGGGAGCGUCCCGACCGGGGCCGACACGCCAACCAUAGUCAUACAACCCGAGAGUCCCCCGCCCACCAAAACGACCAUGACGUCCCCUCCUCCUACGUACUUCCGUGGUCCACUGGAGGAGGAAGGAAACCUGGAACUGUCCGGAGUCGGCAUGUUCUCUCCUGUGCCCUCUCAACCACCCUCUCCCACAAUCUCGCGCCGCGAGCUCAGUUCGCACAUGCACAACAUCUCUGAGGAGCGAAAGGACGAAGGCAUGAACGCGAUUCAUCCCGACCGGCCCGCCUCUCGCGCUUCAAGUAGCGGGGAGUCGUCCUUCGCGAUGCUAGACCAAGAGUCGGGUGCUGAAGACACACCAGUGACGCUCCGGAGGAGGGCACCAACGGGAACAGGUCCCUCUCGGGAGGACUCGUAGCAAUGUCAGGUCGGCUGCGGACUUCCUCUCUAAUUCGUGCGAGAAGCUCCUAAUCGUCCGUUCUUACAUAGCGGUACAAUAUAGUACAAUACACAGCGUACGCUCAAUAACGCCCGAACACGCGCGGCCCCGAACAGUUCUACGGAAGUCUACCAGCCGAAUCUGAGCUGA
This is a messenger RNA of Fomitopsis serialis, 857 nucleotides long. RefSeq lists its product as uncharacterized. The transcript has 2 exons. The coding region runs from base 51 to 686 and encodes 211 amino acids. Lineage: Eukaryota; Fungi; Basidiomycota; Agaricomycetes; Polyporales; Fomitopsidaceae. The record is from RefSeq and is a predicted model, not a curated record.